Molecule: messenger RNA, 1455 nt
Organism: Helicoverpa zea (corn earworm)
Lineage: Eukaryota; Metazoa; Arthropoda; Insecta; Lepidoptera; Noctuidae
Exons: 10
Coding region: 1-1455 (484 amino acids)
Biological process (GO): proteolysis
Molecular function (GO): serine-type endopeptidase activity
Source: RefSeq, a predicted model, not a curated record
AUGAAAACAUUUUAUUCUAGAACUGUAUUUUAUAUUAUAAGCACAAUAUGUUGUUCUUUAGGUGUAUCUUCGAUAGAAGUAGCGACAGUUAUGCCGAAAAAGGUUGAAAAUAUUUUGAAAAAGACAAACUUAUCCGAAGUAAAGGACAUUCUUAAUAAUUCAAGAAGGAUUGUAAUCGGAACUGAAGCUCUUAAUAAUAGGCCUUACAUGGUAUACUUGAAGCUACCAACUAACAAUCCGAAAUACAAAGACUAUAGGCGAUGGCUGUGCGGCGGGGUUAUCAUCCACGACGAAUACAUUCUUACUUCUGCCGCUUGCAUUGAAGACGCUAAACAUUUUUAUAUCGUCUCUGGAACUUUUAGGCAUGAUGAAGCUGAUGAUCGAUACUCAAACCCUUGCAUAAAAAAUGGAGCUAAGAAAGCAAUUUGGAAAUGUAUACCUAGAAAUUAUGUAUUCGACGGUCAUGAGAACGACAACAUUCGAUGGAUGAACAACGACAUUGCAAUUGUGAGAGUAGAAGAUGAGUUUGAUUUCACCCGUCGCGUGAGAGGCUGUGAUUUCAUUCCCAGACCUGUCUGUUAUAACAAUCAGAGCGCUAAGCUUGAAGAGCCAGAUUCUACUGCCAGUAUAGCCGGAUGGGGCAGCACGUUUCGAUAUAAUGAUAAUAAUAACGCAGAUGCUGGGAAGCAGAAUCUUCUGGAAACCAACGUCAUUAUCAUACCGAAGCAACAGUGCAAGCAACGAUGGGGACGUCGGUACCACAACAUCAUAGAAAACUACAUGAUUUGCACGAAAGAUAUCGUCCCUGACCUCUCUGAAAUAUGUUCGGAGAAAUACGUGGACUGCACUGAUGUGCAGUAUUCGGAUUCAGAGGAAGGUGGAACGAGACGAGUACUUAACCCUAAUCAGCUGGUGCUUCAUUCUGCGUACCACAACGCGUCUGGUAGGAGACAGAACAUAGGCAGUGGAGGGUUUUGUGAGAAUGAUCACGGUGGUCCCUUGGUGGCCGGUGAAGGCGUCAACGCUAUGAUCAUUGGCAUUAUUUCAGCUUGCCUCGUUAAAGAAAACACGAAUAGAUGCUAUGGACCUUUCUUAUACACCAGCGUUUACAAAAACAGGGCCCUUAUAAACUGCGCUGUAUUCAAAGACGCACAAUCCUCGUGUGACAAAUUAUUUAGAUCUGAUGUAACUCAUACAGAAACAGAAAUCAGCUGGGCUGAUCAUCCUGAUGGUCCAGCAAAGAACGAAAUUACAAAGCUUGCAGAGAAAAAAGCAGAAGAACCUAAAAGACGUCAAUUUGCUCUGAAUGAGUCAGUAGCAACAAAUUGGUCUACUACCAUACAUCCCAAGUUACUUGAUGCAGCCCAAGAGCAUAGUGGAGUAGUCGUGAGGUCCGAAGAUGUAGCCAAUAAAACAGCCACCACCACACCUAAAGCAAAUAGUACAUCUCGUUGA